AUGGAGACUUCUCAGAUUCGCCAGAACUACGACCGCGACUGCGAGGCUUUGAUCAACAAGAUGAUCAACUUGGAGCUUUACGCUGGAUACACCUACACCUCCAUGGCUUUCUACUUCAAACGAGACGAUGUCGCUCUUGCUGGUUUUGCCAAGUUCUUCAAGAAGAACAGCGAGGAGGAGCGUGAGCAUGCUGAGGAGUUCAUGGAGCUCCAGAACAAGAGGGGAGGACGCAUUGUGCUUCAGGAUGUAAAGAAACCUGAGCGUGAUGUGUGGGACAGUGGACUGAUUGCUAUGCAGUGUGCUCUUCAGCUGGAGAAGAACGUCAACCAAGCUCUGCUGGAUCUGCACAAGGUCGCCUCUGAGAAGAGAGACCCUCAUCUGUGUGACUUCCUGGAGACUCACUUCCUGGAUGAGCAGGUUGAGGCCAUCAAGAAACUUGGAGACCACAUCACCAACCUUACCAAGAUGGAUGCUGGAAACAACAGGAUGGCCGAGUACCUGUUUGACAAGCACACCCUGGAUGGAGGCAGCAGCUAAAAGCAGCCCUCAUGUCAUUUUCCUGCUCCAAAGUGUCCCUAAUGUGUUUUUUAAAUAAUAUUGAAUGUGUUCCAAGAGCACAUUACGUUUUCAGCACAUAGCU
Molecule: messenger RNA, 640 nt
Organism: Puntigrus tetrazona (Sumatra barb)
Lineage: Eukaryota; Metazoa; Chordata; Actinopteri; Cypriniformes; Cyprinidae
Product: ferritin, middle subunit-like
Exons: 4
Coding region: 1-537 (178 amino acids)
Biological process (GO): intracellular iron ion homeostasis; iron ion transport
Cellular component (GO): cytoplasm
Molecular function (GO): ferric iron binding; ferrous iron binding
Source: RefSeq, a predicted model, not a curated record